Messenger RNA from Nicotiana tabacum (common tobacco), 768 nucleotides. NCBI's taxonomy places the organism in Eukaryota, Viridiplantae, Streptophyta, Magnoliopsida, Solanales, Solanaceae. The record is from RefSeq and is a predicted model, not a curated record.
AUGGAUUCGAUAAACAUACCGACCCCGCAAAAGCACCUCGAUUGUCGGGUGUAUAAUUUCAGUAUAGAUGCAUCGAGAAUCAGAUCAGCUAUUGGAAGAAUCAAAGACACCAUAUGGCCCAGGCCUAUACAAACUGAUCCCUCUCAAAGGAAUCCAAACUUGAUUUGUAAGUAUCAUGGCACACAUGGCCAUAGAACUGAAGACUGCAGGAAGCUAAGGGAGGAAGUGGCUCAGUUGUUCAACGAGGUUCAUCUUCGAGAAUUUCUCAUUGAUCGGGCUAAGAACCACUUCAGGGAAAGAGAUGCAAAUAGAAAAAAUGAGCAGGAAGAACCACAGCAUGUAAUCCAUAUGAUCAUUGGCGGCGUCGAUAUUCCACAAGGGCCUGUGUUCAAACACACCAAAGUGUCGAUCACCAGAGAAAAAUGGAUUCGGAGCUAUGUGCCCGAGGGCGUCCUAUCAUUCAAUGACGAGGAAGCAGAAGGCAUAUCUCAGCCGCACAAUGGUGCCCUGGAUCAAAUUGUACCUGCAUCCCGAGUCCUAAAUGGCUUCAACAUAAAGAGCAAAACAAUGAAGGGGGAGAUAAUCCUACCAGUAAAUGUGGUGGGAACUAUUCAAGAUACAAAAUUCCAUGUCAUCGAAGGUGACAUGAGAUACAAUGCACUACUCGGGAGGCUGUGGAUUCACAACAUAAGGGUUGUACCUUCAAUGCUUCAUCAAAUGAUGAAAUACCCAACAAUGGAUGGAGUGAAAACGGUUCACGGAGAAUAA